AUGCAGUGGACAAUUGUUCUAGUUUGUUUGGCAAUCGCCAUUCCUCACAUUCGGGCGGAUAGCAUCGAACCAGCUGAUGGCGAUCGUGCACCGCGACUGAUCGGAGGUACCAACGCACCCUGGGGUCAAUUCCCGUCCGCCGUCUCGAUUAACACGACGUACAAUCUGCACUGCGGAGGAUCGGUUGUUGAUCGUCAGCACGUGCUUACGGCGGCACAGUGUGUGUUCAAUGCGAACCAGCGACUGAUCGAUCCGUACUGGAUCACGGUACAGGCGGGUGACAUAGCGCUCGCUCCGGUCGGUGCACGUCGGCAAACGCGCAAGGUAUCGCACAUCUUCGUCCAUCCGCAGUUCAACAUUCGCACGCUGGAGAAUGAUGUGGCCGUGUUGCGUUUGGAUCGCCCGUACGAUCUGCCCUCGAACACGAUCAAUCUGGCAAACCGGACGCGUCGCAUUGUGCCGAACGGUGCCAACUGUCAGUUUGCCGGAUGGGGUGCCUCGACAAACGCGAUCAACGCACCGGUAAACGUACUGCAGCGGUUCCUGCCGAUGCCGGUGAAUGAUCGUGACACCUGCAACCAGGCCACCAUGCAUGCUGGCCGCGUGCUGGAAAGUCACCUGUGCGCUGGCAACACGGCUGCAUCGAAUAAUGCGGCACCGUGCAAUGGAAACGCCGGUACGGGAUUGUACUGCGAACGGGCGCUGGUUGGUACGCUGUCGUUCGGCAUCAAUUGUGGCCUUGCCAACAAUCCACCGGUGUUUACGCAGGUGCGAUUCUUCAACGACUGGAUUGAGCGGCAGUUCAACCAGACGCAGGGUUUGGCCCCUGGAUGGUCACCAGCAGUGUUGUGA
Messenger RNA from Anopheles marshallii, 852 nucleotides. Its product is annotated as trypsin 3A1-like. Gene Ontology annotation, biological process: proteolysis. Gene Ontology annotation, molecular function: serine-type endopeptidase activity. The transcript has 2 exons. The record is from RefSeq and is a predicted model, not a curated record. Lineage: Eukaryota; Metazoa; Arthropoda; Insecta; Diptera; Culicidae. Bases 1 to 852 code for a protein of 283 amino acids.